AUUGACUCAGUUGUCACAUAAAGUCUGUAUCUGUCAUUGAACAAAUACAAAUAAGUACUGCAUUUUGUUGCAAAAUGAGCAAAUUAACAAAUAAUCAUAAAUUAAUCGUCCCUACUGCUCACUAAAUUCUAUCAAAACAAAUUUGUAUGUUUACGAGAAAUACCUAAUAUAUAAUGAAAUGAUAGGCUCAACCAAGUCCAGAUUGGUGUCUGAAAUAGUACGUUCAAUUAGCACUUCAUCUUGGUUACGCGCCAACCAUUAUGACGUUCUGGGAGUCACACCGAAAGCCACGCAGUCCGAAAUUAAAUCUGCUUAUUACAAACUGUCAAAAGUCUAUCAUCCAGAUAAAUCUUCAGAUGAAACAUCUGCUAAAAAGUUCAGAGCAAUCACAGAGGCAUAUGAAGUUCUUGGAAAUAUCAAGUUAAAAAAAAUUUAUGACAAAGGACUGCUGGUUGGUCAUGAGAGUGCAUCAAGGAUGGAAUAUAAACCUGAACCUGAACCAACAGAUCCCACCCUGAAAUUUUAUAAGUCACAUCAACAUCGCCAUAUUACACCAACAAUGGAUGGGAGAACACCAAUAUAUGACUUUGAUGCUUGGUCAAAGAAUCAUUAUGGCAAUUUAUUUAAAAAAUCCCAAUAUGAUAAAGAUUUGCUAAGGACCAAACAAGCAAAUCGAAAAGCUACUAUAGAAGCUACCAAACAGGAAGCAUUAAUAUAUUUAGUACUUGCUUUAACUGGUUUCUUUUUUAUGCUAGUGAUACAUGGCAAAGAAGACUAUGAUCAAGAUAUGACCAUUAGACAAAAUGCACAAAAAUUAAAAAUUGAAACCAAAAGAGAUUAGAUUAGACAAUAUUUAGUAGGAAGAUAUCAUUGUUUUGAAAAACAUACAUAAGAAUGCAGGCUGUAUGGUUACUGUCAUUCAUACUUAUACAAUUAUGGUGUAUGGAGAUGUAACACAUCGAUUCUCAGUAAAUGCAACAUAUAAGAAAACUUUUAUAUGUUGUCAUAUGGUCAGAAUGUCUAUGUGAUAUCUUAAUCAAAAUCGGAGCUAACUUUUUUAAAAAUCAUGCAGUUAUCGAAGUUAAUUCAUGUAGGGACUGGAUGUUCAUUUAUAUGCAUUAUGUCAAUCGGGCAUUGAUGAUAUAUUUGCACUUAUCAAAAUCUUUCGUGUAAUAUGCUAUGCAUUGUAUAUAUUGUACAUAUAUAAAAUACAUCAAAACCUAUAGGAAAAUGUGAUAAUAUUUAAAAUAAUAAAACAAAAUAUUCUUAUUACAAUUUAUAUUGUUUUACUUGUACUUAAAUAUUACGAUAUAAAGUAAAUUUAUGUUGAAAUAUUAAAAUAUAUGAAUGAAUAUUGAAAUUUCACUGCAAUUUCUUAAUCAGUUAAUUUAUUGCAUUAAACGACAUUGUUUAUCAUUGCAAUAUACGAUAUAACUUCGUAUAUUUCAAGAUUUGUUAAAGACGUCGCGAAUUGUUAUAAGAAAUAUGAAGAUUACCCCGAGCAUACAAAUUUUACGUUUAUAAUGUUACUUUAGAUUAUAAAGCUGAAGGAAAGAUGAAUCUUAAUAAUGUGGACCCAUAACCCCGUUGCUAGCAAUCUACGAUACCAGUACGACCUCCACGCGAUUCCCCAUGGAAACAAUCAUUGAUAAAUUACCAGUUAAUUC
Molecule: messenger RNA, 1667 nt
Organism: Achroia grisella
Lineage: Eukaryota; Metazoa; Arthropoda; Insecta; Lepidoptera; Pyralidae
Gene: DnaJ-11
Product: dnaJ homolog subfamily C member 30, mitochondrial-like
Exons: 5
Coding region: 179-841 (220 amino acids)
Source: RefSeq, a predicted model, not a curated record